AGGAGGUUUUUCCCCGCAGAGGGAUGCAGCAGGAGGAGGAGGCUGAAGAACAACACGAGCUGAGCAUCAUUUUUCAGAGAUGCUGAACUGAUCGCGCAUGUUUGUGGACGUCAAAAGAGCCUGUGCGUGUCUCCGUUUUUAUUCCUCCUCCUCGGUACGGAGGGGGGAUGCUAAAGCCGUUAAUACCCCUAAAGCCUUUAGAGCUCUCUGUGCUACUUCUAGAGGGAUGCCUUCAUCCAGGACAGGAGAGGAAAGAAAAGUGUGGGCCGCGCUUUUUCUUCUAGCCACCAUCAGCAUCAGCAUCAGCACCACCAUGGCAGCAAUGGGUCAGUGCCCCCGCAGCCUGGACUGUGCCCGUGAAAGACGUCAUUUUUGCCAGCCUGGCUCGUCCCACUGCGGCCCCUGUCUGUCUCCGUUCAUGGAGAACAAGAGAGGGAGGUGUGUGGUCAGGAGACGGAACCACAUCAAAGACGUGGAGGUGCGUCCCGAGCUAGACGAAGAGAUCGACUUCCUCUCUUCAAUCAUAACCAAAAACAGAGAGACUGAGCUGAAGCACACAGCGCCCUCUCAGGCUGCCCCACACCUUAAAGAUGACUCAGCAAGGCCAAGGAGUCACAACAGAGUGGAAAUCUCACCGAGCUAUGAUGCGGCGCUACAGCCUGUAACACACACACUCACCACAUCGUCCACUACCACCAGCUCCAGUCCCAACACCAUCAAUCCUCUGAUAUCAGCCAUGCAGAGCGCCCCGAUUAUUGUACCCUUCCCAUCUGAGGACCACUCUUAUAUCGUUACAGCAGGAGUUUGUCUUAUGUUGGCUUCGGUGGCACUGGUUUUGGUUGGAGUGUGCUGGGUGAGGAUGCAGAGAGGAACUCGUUUGGCACAGAAAGUGGACUACCCGGCCUUCGGGGUGAUGAACCCCCACUCUUACGACAGCGCAGCUUCUGGAGAUAAAAACCUGGCCCAGAGUGCUCAGAUGUACCAUUAUCAGCACCAGAAACAGCAGAUGUUGUCACUUAAACAAAGAGAUGAACCCAAGAUCCCUGAAUCAGCAGCUACCUCGGAUGAGGAGAAUGAAGAUGGAGACUUCACUGUGUACGAAUGCCCUGGACUCGCCCCAACUGGUGAGAUGGAGGUGAAGAACCCUUUGUUUGACGACUCCACCCUUCAUCUUCAUCUUGACCUGCAAAAAAGCUACAACUGAACCCGGACUGUAAAUGCGCAAUCACGUUCAAUACACAUCCACAGUCUUACACCGAGGUCGAAUCCCAUCUGUGAUCCAUCACGAAGACGGCAUAAAAUAGAGGAAGGCAGCUGGGAAAUUGAAAGAGGUGAAGAGGAUACGGACUGCAUGGAAUCGAAUUCACAAGGGUCAACAAGGGCAGCUCUGGUGUUCCUAGUCAUUUUCCGUUUCCCACAUUCCGCUCCCUCCGUUCAUCAGUUAUUGACUGUUACAUUGUGUGUAGAAACUGGAAAGUUAACAUAUCUGCCUAAACAAAUGAUUUGCCUUUAAACUUACAUGUGUGUACACUCUCCUGCAUGGAUUGAGCAUUUCCUCUAAUACUCACAACCCUUCCUUUGGAGGAACAAUACAUUGGCAACCAUGAGCAAAAAGUGUUUUUAUUUAUUUAUUUAUUUUUAUAUUUAUUUAUCUAUUUAUUUAUUUAUUCGAUCAUUAUAAUGUAUCUCAUGUUUAAAUCUUUUGCACAUGAGUUCCUGCUCUCCCUAGCCUUGCUGAAAUUCUCCACUUUCAGAAAUAGGCAGUGUACCAUGGCCUUUACAGUAUAUGCACGCAUCAGUAUAAAACAUGUCCGCGGCAUGUCAGUUCCUUUCUUUCACGGCAAAACGAAGCUUCUAGUAUCCGAUCUGACCCGGGAUUUUUGAAAAGGAAGCCUAACUUUAGCAGGAAGGCUUUAUAUUUUGCAUGUUCAUGAUUUGUUAGUGCCCUCCAGGCGCUAGAUGGGGUUUAUUGGCACCAGCUCUGGGCUCAUAAGUUUCUUAUAUUCAGUUAUGCAACAGAAAAGAAAAGAAAAGAAAAGCAUAAGCACAGCACAAUCAAGCUGAUAGUGUUGCUGCUUGAUGGUCCUUGGUUCAACCCUGAGCUUUUUUUACCGUGUAGAGUUUCAAAUAUUCUUCUUGUACAUUUCCGACAGUUUCCUCCUACCUCUCAAAAACAUCCCAUUGGGUGGAUUGGAUACACUAAAUUAUCCUUAGGUGUGAAUGUAUAUCAUUCUCUGGAAAUAUUUCCAGUUUGCACCUAGUGUUCCUGGGAAAGGCUCCGGAUCCAUCACUACCCUAGCCAAGCUGAGUGCAUUAAUUGGUUAAACUAUGGUGGCUCAAUGGUCAGGGCUCUGGACUGCUGGGGUUAGAAGGCAUAUUCUCUCUCUCUCCUGUCACUCAGAUCAACACUAGGAAAUCGAUGGGUAUCUUUGUAUGAUGGGGGGGGGGGGGGUGUAUAUCAGGACUGGUGGUUCUUCAUGCAUAUGAUCCCAGAGCUCAGGUCCAAUAUCGGGUCACUACUCGGAUCACUGCUCAGCCAUCGGAUCUAACUUUUCAUUUGUACAAUAUUGUGACUACUGUGCACUGGGAAAUGAGCUCGAGCAUAAAAUUACUUGACGCUUAAACAUAUCAAACCCGUCAUUGGAUUUCAACGGCUAGAUUGUAAAAUACAACCUACUGUCUGCUCACACCACAUGUGAAUUUACUGUACGUACCGACAAGCCACACUAUAUGAUUUAUAGACGUCAUGAUGUUCCUUUCUACCAAAGUAGAGUCAGUGAUGGUAUUUUCUAAAACUAGUUGUGGUUUUAAUAUUUUCAUAAUUGUGCACAUAUGAAUAAGCCUAAAUGAUAUAAUGUAGCCUUUGUAUAGUCUGUAUUGGUCUUACUAUGCAUGAGCCGAAGCUAUGGAAUGAUAAAAGGGAGUCUGUAUGCAUUUUCAACACUGCUUCAUGGCCCGUACUUACGUGCCCUGCUGAAAUGUCCCGUUUUAUGUUUUGGUCCAAACAAAUCUGAGAAAACUGACACAGCAACUGUGAAAACUGGAAAAUACGUAUCGAAUGUGAGCUGACCGCUGCUCGUCCUGACGAUCUGUGAUGUGCCCUGUUCAAUAUAACUGCAACUCUGUAUAGAAAAAAGACUUGAGGCCUGCUUGCUCAGUUUGCUGUAUUUGUACAAACCCCUGUCAUCUCUGCAGUAGACCUCUUAUUGCCCCUGACGAUUUGAUGGCAUGCUCGGUUGAAGUAUUUUUAUUUAUUUAUUUAUUUAUUUAUUUAUUUUUUGCUGCUGGUUCUCAGGAAAACUGCCAACAGUAGCAAGACCUUCAUUAACCCUCAUCUCCUUUCAACUCGUAAAUAAUCCCCAGGACGGUCUUGGAGCGGCUGUCUAUUAAAAUGGCUUCAUCCUGCA
This is a messenger RNA of Tachysurus fulvidraco (yellow catfish), 3407 nucleotides long. It is a transcript of the gene npdc1b, whose product is annotated as neural proliferation, differentiation and control, 1b. Gene Ontology annotation, cellular component: membrane. The transcript has 9 exons. The record is from RefSeq and is a predicted model, not a curated record. Lineage: Eukaryota; Metazoa; Chordata; Actinopteri; Siluriformes; Bagridae. Bases 98 to 1204 code for a protein of 368 amino acids.